Oryzias latipes (Japanese medaka) is the source of this 1731-nucleotide messenger RNA. RefSeq names its product G protein-coupled receptor 25 (gene gpr25). Gene Ontology annotation, biological process: cell chemotaxis; immune response; calcium-mediated signaling. Gene Ontology annotation, cellular component: external side of plasma membrane; membrane. Gene Ontology annotation, molecular function: C-C chemokine binding; C-C chemokine receptor activity. The record is from RefSeq and is a predicted model, not a curated record. Lineage: Eukaryota; Metazoa; Chordata; Actinopteri; Beloniformes; Adrianichthyidae.
UUAGUACUUGUGAUAUAAAGUAGCAGAAAGCUGGUACGGUUAGAUUUACUCUCUGGCAGAGCACUGCUCAGCUUCUCACUGAUCUCUCGUCAUGGAAGCCACAACUGAGUAUUUCAGUGAUGAAUAUUACUAUUAUAAUUACAGUGAUGAAAAUGAAACUAACUUGGAUGGCCCGGAAAUUUGUGCCAGCUCAAAUUUUUAUGGGUUCCACAUCUUCCUGCCCGUGAUCUAUUAUCUUAUAUUCUUCACAGGAUUCUGGGGAAACCUUUUUGUGAUCUCAGUGGUGGUGAGCAAAGGAAAACACAGAGGUCGUCUGGUGGAUAUCUUUGUUGUCAACCUGGCUGUGGCUGACCUCAUAUUCGUCCUCACAUUGCCCCUCUGGGCCAUCUCUGCCUCCCAGAACAACCACUGGAACUUUGGAUCUGCGAGUAACUGGCUGUGCAAACUGAGCAGCUACAUCAUUUCUGUCAAUCGCUUCUCCAACAUCUUCUUUCUCACCUGCAUGAGCAUUGAUCGCUACCUGGUCAUAGUGAAGCUGAUGGACUCGAGGUACCUCAGAAGAAGUUGGUGCAUCAUUGCCACUUGCAUUGCUGUCUGGAUUACCUCCCUCGUGCUUGGCAUCCCGUCUCUGGUAUACAGAGAGGUGGAGACGUACGAUCAAAGCCAGGCCUGUCUGGAAGACUCCUCUUCAACGUUUUUUCUCGUCACAAACCUGAUGAUGGCAUUUUUGACUUUCGUCUUUCCAGUUCUAAUUAUUGUGCUCUGCUAUGGCACCAUCAUCAUGCAUCUGAACAAGCACUGCAGUGCUGUGGGAAAUCCUCGGGCGGAGGCCCGUCGAAGACACUCUUUGAAAAUGGUCCUCUGCAUCAUAAUAGCCUUUGUGGUGUCCUGGCUCCCCUACAAUAUCUUUAAAAGCUUUAAUAUCAUUUUACGCCUCUCCCAGGCCCAAGUAGGAUGUGAAACUCAGUACGUCCAAAACAACGGCCUCCUCAUCUCUUGCUGCAUGGCUUUCUUCAACAGCUGUGUAAAUCCAGUCAUCUACUUCGUCCUGGACCAUAACUUCAGGCAGCGAGCGGGGAUGCUCUAUCACAGCUGCAAAGGAAAGCCUCAGAUGCUGCAAAGCUUCAACUCCUCAAUUACCUUCACCAACGCGUCAGAAAGUUUUGGAACAAGUGGUGGCCGAAGCCAGUUUCAGAUUUCGCAGUAGGAGCACAGAACACACGGAGAUCGUCAGGUCUGAGGAUCGCAAAGUCAGUAUUUCACAGUUCCACUAAGAUUUGUAUGAAAUAUUUUGAGUUCACUUUUAUGACAGAAAUAAGUUUCUUUCUUUAGAGAUCUUCAAAAAUGCUUUUUUAUUCCUCUCGGAAUAUUUUUCAUUAUUAUUUUUAUUUUCUUCAGUUCAUUUACCUCUAAAUUAUGCUCUAUUUUAGGCAUUGGUAAACAAGUUGUAUUAUUUUUGUCUGUGAUAAAAAUGUUUUUACAUAUAAAUAGUUAAGUAUUGUUUUGCAUUAAUAGACAGCAUUUCAUUAUGUUUUGUAAUAUCAAUAUAUCAGUAUCUUAAACAGUUAUUCACCCACUGAGCAGCAUUAUGUGUCAAGCUGUGUUUGAGGAGUGUUAUCGUCAUGCAUCAAGUUGUACUUUCAUAUAUUUUUAGUUGUCCUUUCUAACAUGACUAUGUGAACUUAAAAUAUACGUAAGUUUAUGCUAAAUAAUAAACAGGUUUGUUCUGAA